Bombina bombina (fire-bellied toad) is the source of this 1115-nucleotide messenger RNA. It is a transcript of the gene RASL11A, whose product is annotated as RAS like family 11 member A. Gene Ontology annotation, molecular function: GTPase activity; GTP binding. NCBI's taxonomy places the organism in Eukaryota, Metazoa, Chordata, Amphibia, Anura, Bombinatoridae. The transcript has 4 exons. The record is from RefSeq and is a predicted model, not a curated record. Bases 224 to 937 code for a protein of 237 amino acids.
UAGUACAGUUAACAUCAGGCUCGCUCCUCUGCGUACUGACAUACAUAUGCACGUUCAUUGAUGGCUCUGGAUUACAUUUUUCCAGCAAUUUUAGCACUGGAAGCACCUAGCUGUUGCUGAACACUGCAGAGAGAUCCCCGAGCACGGUGGACCAUCACCUUGCCAGGUUUACAGGCUAGCAGCUCACGUCUUAUCUGAGCUUGGAUUCUGCUUAUCCAUUCCCAUGCGUCUGCCUAACAUGUCCAGUAACUUUCUGCUAGCACCUAUCCCGGAGACCGCGGAUUAUAUCACUAUAAGGGACAUAAAAAUGGCUGUAAUGGGGUCCAAUGGAGUUGGAAAAACCGCUAUGACUGUUCGAUUCCUCACAAAAAGAUUUAUUGGAGACUAUGAAACUAAUACUGGAAAUCUGUACUCUAGACUUGUGCAUUUAGAAGGAGAGCAGACUUACUUGCAAAUCCAGGACACACCAGGAUGCAUUAAGGAUGAAGAUGUUUGCCAUGCAGAUAUUUCUAGAUAUGUGCAGUGGGCUGAAGGCUUUCUCCUUGUGUAUUCUGUCACUGACUACAGAAGCUAUCAGUGCAUACGUCCUCUGUAUCAACAUAUCCGGAAAGUGCAUUCAGACUCUAAAAUCCCUGUCGUUAUAGUGGCUAACAAAGGAGAUCUUCUUCAUGUAAGGCAAGUCCCAUCUGACUUAGGGAUACAGCUGGCAAAUGAACUGGGUUGUACUUUUGUGGAAAUAUCGACCAGUGAAAAUUGCCAGGAUGUUUGUGACGUGUUCCAGCAUCUCUGUAGAGAGAUAAACAAAACCAUGGGUAGCGGAGAAAAGAGGAGAGGUUCUAUCAUCCCAAGACCAAAAUCACCCAACAUGCAGGAUCUAAAGAGACGUUUCAAACAGGCUUUAUCUUCUAAAGUAAAAACUUCCUCUACAGUGGCAUAGAGCACAUGACUGGACUUCCUUUUUUAUAGUAUUAAAAUAAUAUAUUUUUCUAUGGACCUUUGAUGUGUAUAUUUGAGUACACAGCAUAAAUCAAUUUAGUGUAUUUAUUUAAAACUUGUUUUUUACAUGCUUUUAGUAUAACUUGGAAUAAAUAAAUAAUUAUUUAAUGGUAACAAAA